CCGGUGACCACCCGUCCCCGCCCAUGCCGCAGGCGUGCCUGCUUCUCCUGCGGCUGAUGAUGAACUCGUUAAAACCGGGUCUUUGCUCCCAGAACUCUGAAGGGGGUUCCCCUUCCCCUUUGGAAGUUGAGGGCCGGGCCUCCAAGCUGGAUGGAACCUGAGAGACACAAGCUCGGGGUUCCUGCCCGUCUGUCCUGCCCCCAUUUCUCUCCGGAGGCCUUUGGGGCAAGCCGGGGAUUUGGUAGGAGGAGUGGCCCAGUACAGCCCUGCAUACUUUUGUACUUGAAGGUACUGGGCGCCUUCGUCUGCCCGGGCAAUGCGUGGAGAGCUGUUGCGGGGAGGAGGGCCAGCAGCACUCUGGCUUCCCAGAGGGGCGGCUUCCCAGAGGGGCGGCCUUGCCCACCACGGGCUGGCUCCCCUGGGGGGGGGGAGGGGCGGGGCCGCGGUUUCAAAGGGGGCACAGUCCUCAACUGCUCAGCGCAGGGAGGGGCAGGGCCCGCAGUCAGAGUAGUUCAGGCCUUGUCGCCCACCUGAGAAGCGGCAGAGGCGCUCAGCCUGCCACACGCCAGUGUGGUGUGGGCAGCGUUGGGCUUCGGAGCAUUAAUGUGUCCCAUCUGUCAGCCGCUUGGCACAAAGUGUGCGGCGCCGAAGCUGGAAGAUGCCAGUCCUCCGUGUACUUCCUCUCCCCCCGGGGCGGAUCCACUGUGCUGUGGGCUGCCAGGGCUGACAGAUGAAGAGAUUGAUUUGGCUUUCCAGCAGUCAGGCACGGCUGCCGAUGAGCCUCCGUCCUUGGGCCCGGCCACACAGGUGGUUCCUGUCCAGCCCCCUCACCUCAUUUCUCAGCCGUACAGCCCCGUCGGGUCCCGAUGGAGAGACUACGGUGCCUUGGCUGUCAUCACGGCAGGCAUCGCGUUCGGCUUUCACCAGCUCUACAAGAGAUACCUGCUCCCUCUCAUCAUGGGUGGCCGAGAGGACAGGAAGCACCUGGAAAGGAUGGAGGCAAGUCUCUCGGAGCUGAGUGGCAGCGUGGCACAGACAGUGACUCAGUUACAGAUGACUUUAGCGUCCGUCCAGGAGCUGCUGAUUCAGCAGCAGCAGAAGGUCCAGGAGCUCGCCCAUGAACUGGCUGCAGCCAAGGCCACCACAUCUACCAACUGGAUCCUGGAGUCUCAGAAUAUCAAUGAGCUCAAGUCGGAAAUUAACUCGUUGAAAGGGCUGCUUUUAAAUCGGAGGCAGUUCCCGCCGUCGCCCUCAGCUCCGAAGAUCCCGUCUUGGCAGAUCCCGGUCAAGACCCCGUCACCCUCCAGCCCCGCGGCUGCCAACCACCACAGCAGCAGUGACAUCUCGCCCGUCAGCAACGAGUCCACGUCGUCCUCGCCCGUGAAGGAGGGCCACAGCCCCGAGGGCUCCACGGCCACCUACCACCUGCUGGGCGCCCAGGAGGAGGGCCAGGGCGUGGUGGACGUCAAGGGCCAGGUGCGGAUGGAGGUGCAGGGCGAGGAGGAGGAGAGGGAGGACGAGGAGGACGAGGAGGACGAGGACGCGAGCCGCGUGGACGAGGAGCACUGCCUCGGGGUGCAGAGGGAGGACCGCCGGGGCGGGGACGGGCAGAUCAACGAGCAGGUGGAGAAGCUGCGCCGGCCGGAGGGCGCCAGCAACGAGAACGAGCGGGACUAGGCCCCGGGCUGGUCCCCCGCCAGAGGGACGCCGGGGCCUGGCUCCUUCUCUGGCUCUGGGAGGGCGGCCUCGACCCGUGUCCGGGCACCGCCGUUGCAGCCUCCGUGGGGCCCGAGCCCUGUGCGUGGGGUCGCAUUUCCGUGCGGCCAGCUGCCCCUCACCCGAAUGCCAGCCCCAGCCCGCCACUUCCUCGGCUCGGCCCCGGCCCCACGGGCCUGUGACCUCGGCUCAUGCCCGGCGGGGGCUGCCGAGUGCUCUGGGCUCCGCCGCCCUGCGCCCCGGCUCCCAGACGGAGGUCUCGGCCACGGCGGAUCUGCGGGCCUCUCAGCUGACCGAACCCGUGCAUGACCAGAGGUAGCUGAGUUACCGGGCUCCGGGUCCCCGUGGGGGCAGGGCUGCCCUGGGGUGUCUGCUGUCCUGCCGCGGCUCCUUGAUCUGCCUCACGAGGGGCAGGGGGCCGUCCUGUCACGUCUCCGGAAGCCACAGCCCCGUGCUCUUCUCUCUCGGCUGGGCCCCCCCCGCCGGGGCCCCCCACAGCCAGGUCUCGUCCAGGUGAUGCUGCCCCACGCACUGCCCCGGCUCCCCCGUGCCCCGUCAUCCUUCCAGACGAAUGAAAUCAUUCUGCACUUCCGCCGUCCUCGCUUGCUGCGUCGUGGCCCAGCUGACCCCGUGGCGGGACGUGCUUUGCUCUUCCACGUAGGAGCCGGGCGCCAGGGCCUCCCUGUCUGCCCUUCCCACCCAGAAACACAUGUUCAUUUGUGUGAUCAGGUAGAGGUUUCAGAAUACAAGAUGCUACUGUAUAUAAUUGUAAUAAAUACGAGUUGUCACUAUUUAA
Messenger RNA from Mustela erminea (ermine), 2512 nucleotides. It is a transcript of the gene PEX14, whose product is annotated as peroxisomal biogenesis factor 14. Bases 604 to 1677 code for a protein of 357 amino acids. The transcript is spliced from 7 exons. The record is from RefSeq and is a predicted model, not a curated record. Lineage: Eukaryota; Metazoa; Chordata; Mammalia; Carnivora; Mustelidae. Gene Ontology annotation, biological process: protein import into peroxisome matrix, docking. Gene Ontology annotation, molecular function: signaling receptor binding. Gene Ontology annotation, cellular component: peroxisomal membrane; peroxisomal importomer complex.